AUGUCCUCGGAGCAGAGUCUGCUGCCUUCCCAUCCCGAGGGACCUCCCGAUCCAAGCGCGGCUCCGCGACGAACUCCCCUGCACUUUGUCCAGCAGCCGCAUCAGUCUAUCCCGCCCCCGCCGGGUUAUUUGGUUCCUCCUGUCAACUCGGGUGCUCCGGCCCUCCAGUCGCCGGGUGACAAGCCCCUCGAUGUUGUCUCGCCCACAGACUCGGACCUGAAUGCUUACGGCGUCCGCCAAAAGUCCCUUACCCGGUCCAAUGCUGCUCGCCACAACUCGGUCAUCUCUAGCAGAACCAACGCCAGUGUCCGCUCCAAUCGCAGCAACUUUGGCCAGUCUGUCCAUGGCCUGGCCAAAGAAGAAAACGCCGAACACUUUGACUGGAACACCCUCGGUCGCUCCUCAACCCACGGAGCCUCCUUCUCGCGGGGCCACGCCUCCAUCCGCUCUGGCCUCGACCGCCAGAAGACCCGCAAGACCGAGGUCUGGACCAUCGUCAAGGUCACCUGGACCGUUCUGUUGUGCCUGGCCCUCAUCACCCCGUUGAUCGUCAGUUAUGCCCUGCGAAUCGCCAUCAUCCCCUCCCGCUAUGUUACCCUCGGUCUCUACGGUAUCCUCGUCCUGGUCCACUACACUGCUCAGCUCAUCUUUGCAACCCUCAACCGCAGAUGGGUCCGGCGGCUGGUCGAGAAGCGACCAAGUGACUGGGUCGGUGUCAGCACCGGCCUGCUCAUUGUCGGAUAUCGCGAGGACCCCGAGCUCUUCCGCCAGUGUCUCCGAUCUGUGCGUGAAUUGAACUACGAGAAUCUGCGAGAAAUCAUCGUCGUCGUCGACGGCGACAACGAGGACGACCGAUACAUGGGGCAGAUCUUCCAGGAGGUCUUUGUCCACGACGAUGCCACGCUCCUCUACCCCGGCUUUGCGAUCGCCGAUGUUGACCAGAACGACCCGCGCAUCCAGGAGCUCUACGCCGACGCCCAGAAGGCCAAGGGCCCCAUUUGCAUCCUCCAGUCCCACGGAGGCAAGCGCCACGCCAUGUACACCGGCUUCCAGAUCCUCAUGAACGCCCUCCCCGUUGACUCGGUUGUCGUCACGGACUCAGAUACCGUGCUCGAUCCCGAGUCGGUUCGUGAGCUGGCCUUUAUGCUGGAGGACCCCAAGGUCGGCGCCGCCACGGGCGAUGUUCAGAUCUGGAACGACGUCAACUGGCUCUCGUUUUUGACUGCCCUCCGCUACUGGUAUGCAUUCAACAUCGAGCGUGCCUGCCAGAGUUUCCACCGCUGCGUCGGCUGCGUCUCGGGUCCCCUGGGUAUCUACCGAACCGAGGUUCUCAAGGAGAUUGUCGAGCCCUGGGUCACCCAGACCUUCCUUGGUGUGCCUUGCACCUACGGCGACGAUCGGCACUUGACCAACCUGACCCUCAAGCUCGGCAAGCGCGUCGUCUACACCCAAUACGCCAGCUGUCUGACCGAGACGCCAACCAAGUACAUUCGCUGGGUCGUCCAGCAGACGCGCUGGAGCAAGUCCUUCUACCGAGAGGGUCUGUUCAACCUGCGUUGGCUGCACCGACACAGCCCUUGGAUGGGAUACGAGCUCAUGUUCCAAGGCAUCUACCCGUUUGUUCUGCUCUACAUUGUCUUGUACACCCUGUACGCUCGAACGCUGUUCCAGCUGAUCGUCUGGGCCAACAUCGUCAUCCUCAUGGGUUUCUACAAGUCGAUCUUUGCCUUGAUUCGUCUCGGGCGAGGCCCGCUUCCUGCUCUCUCCCUUCUACGGCUAUCUCCAAGAUUCAAGGCCCUGCUGUUCCUCUGGGAUAACGGAUGGGGAACGUCGUCGCGCUUUGGUGCUGCCUUGUCCAGAUGGCAGCAGGCCAUCUUCCCUAUCCUGUGGUUCAUGAUCGUCCUUGGCGGCGUUUCAGUCAAUUUGUGGAGAUUCUUCACGGACUCGAAGCAGGUCUUUGGCCUCAAGGACAUCAUCGGCCUUGGCGUCCUUGGCGGGCUCCUCCUCUUCUGGCUUGUCGGGUACAACAUCUACCAGUUCCACCGCCGCAGCCAGAGGGUCGACGCCUCUCCGAGUCAAUCCGUCUAAAGCACCUUGCCCGAGUGCCCCCCCCCGCGCCAGACUCUGCAGCGCCAUUUACCCGUCGAUUUUGUAUCCUGUGCUCUGGACGGACGUCUUCUCAAUCCCUCCCCUCCUUCUGAUCAUGCGCGCCGUACGGCCGUGACAAUCCUCAUCGCCAUAUUUUUCCCGUAUCCCUACCUGUCUACGCAAUCUCAUCUAUCGCUAAGCGCAGCGCCCCGUUUGUCUCUUGGCGUUGCUGCCUUAAUUUACUCUUCUCAUUAGCUGGCGCAGCUAUUCCCGCCAGCACACCCGCCUGCCUGCCUACUGCGAUCUCCCAACAGUUUUGUCUUGGGC
This is a messenger RNA of Polychytrium aggregatum, 2415 nucleotides long. Its product is annotated as nucleotide-diphospho-sugar transferase. The transcript is spliced from 6 exons. The record is from RefSeq and is a predicted model, not a curated record. Lineage: Eukaryota; Fungi; Chytridiomycota; Chytridiomycetes; Polychytriales. Bases 1 to 2088 code for a protein of 695 amino acids. Gene Ontology annotation, molecular function: hyaluronan synthase activity. Gene Ontology annotation, biological process: hyaluronan biosynthetic process; extracellular matrix assembly.